AUGCAUGUGUCGAGUGAGUGGCACGACCUCCAGGGCUGGCCAGACCUCGAUAUUGGCCACGAGGCUCUCACCGACGCCCCGAGGGGUAGCACGGUUCUUACCGAUAUCAAUGGUGCUUAUGGAAUCGUGGCCUUCUUGGUCGGUCAAGAGGAGAUUGAGGCCUCGAUAGGACCGAGAUGCGGCCACAUCGGGACACCGAACGACGCACGCCGCCCAGAAUAUUGA
Gaeumannomyces tritici R3-111a-1 is the source of this 225-nucleotide messenger RNA. RefSeq lists its product as hypothetical. The record is from RefSeq and is a predicted model, not a curated record. Lineage: Eukaryota; Fungi; Ascomycota; Sordariomycetes; Magnaporthales; Magnaporthaceae. The transcript has 2 exons. The coding region runs from base 1 to 225 and encodes 74 amino acids.